Messenger RNA from Wallemia ichthyophaga EXF-994, 3786 nucleotides. RefSeq names its product Elongation factor 3. NCBI's taxonomy places the organism in Eukaryota, Fungi, Basidiomycota, Wallemiomycetes, Wallemiales, Wallemiaceae. The record is from RefSeq and is a predicted model, not a curated record. Gene Ontology annotation, biological process: translation. Gene Ontology annotation, cellular component: ribosome. The transcript is spliced from 6 exons. The coding region runs from base 1 to 3786 and encodes 1261 amino acids. Gene Ontology annotation, molecular function: translation elongation factor activity; ATP binding; ATP hydrolysis activity.
AUGAGUCUUCGCCAAUUCUCAACGUCGACUAGAUCAUCAGCAUUUAAACUCCCUUGGUUUAGUCAGCAGCUGCAGAAGUUCUCUAAGCAGCUCGAAGCUCAGCCUGAGUUGAGCGAGAAGCCAGCACCAAAGGAUACUUCAUCUUCACUUAUACAGCCAACUGCAAAGCCCUUACCAAUUCCAACACAGACACACACCUCUCACUCCUAUUCUACCGCUUGGUUUAAAAUUUCUCAUAAAAAACUAAACGAUUUGGGUAGACAGAUCGCCCAUAAGCCAAUAGAUAGCGCUAUUCUCCAGAUGCAAUUCAGUGAAAAGAGGGCUAGUAAGAGAAUCAAGAGUACUCUCGUGCUGGCUAGAGAUCAUGCCAUUGCCAAGGGUCUUGACAGACACAACCUUGUCGUUAAUCAAGCAUACGUUAAUAGAGGUACGCCUGAUAAGAGAAUUGAUAUUAAAGGUAGGAUGAGAACUGGUAUUAAGCAGCAUCCACAGUCUAGGCUUAAGAUACUACUCACCCCUCACCCCUCAAUAUCUCAACAAAAGGACCAAAAGUGGAUGAAAAUUCUCAACAAAACUAGAUCACCUGGUGUGUUGGAUUCCAACCUUCUCUUAACCAAGAACCACGAGGAAAUGCCUACGCCGGGACAGUUAGACACUUCAGCCAUAUUCAACGCUGAUAAAGCCGCGCGUAACGCAGCUCAAGAAGCUGUUGUAAAAGUUAUCAAGGACGGUGGCCCUGCUGCAGUCGCCACUCUCUCUCUCCCUGAAUCUAUCCUCGGCGGUUUAUCUGAAAAGAAGAACGAAACCGCUAGACAGGGCGCAGCCGAAUUGAUCUCUGCUAUCGUCGCAGGUGGCCAAUUCACUCCUGUUGAGCCAUACCUCCUUCUUUCAACCCAACACGACGUCUUUGGCGCUCUCUUGGAAGCUUUCGCUGAUAAGAGCAAUGCUGUUAGAGAUGCUGCUGUCAAGGCCGUUGAAGAUUUCGUCGCAGUCAUGAACAACUGGGCCACUGCCUUCAUUUUGCCACCACUCCUCGAGCAAAUCAGAACCGCAGGUAAAUGGCAAAUUAAGACUGGUGGUUUGGCUGUUCUCAACAAGCUCGUUGUAUCUGUCCCUGACCAAAUGGCUCGUCUCAUGCCGGAUUGUAUGCCUGUUCUUGCUGAAGUUAUGUGGGACACCAAAUCAGAUGUCAAGAAGGCUGCACGUUCUUCUUUGAAGAAGCUUUGUUCUCUUGUCAACAACAAGGAUAUUGAAAAAUUCAUUCCUGCACUCCAAGAAUGUCUCAUCAACCCAGUCGAAAAGGUCCCAACAACUAUCCAAGUUUUGGCCGCUACCACUUUCGUUUCUGAGGUCGACUCACCAACCCUUGCCCUCAUGGAACCUCUUCUCUCUCGUGGUCUCGCUGAACGUCAAACUGCUCUCCGUCGUAAGACUGCUGUCAUUAUCGACAACAUGUCCACCCUCGUCGACAACGAGCGUAUCGUUCGUCCUUUCCUUCCAAAGCUUCUUCCAGGUCUUAUCAAGAUUGAGGAAUCUGUCGCUGACCCAGAAGCACGUUCUGUCGUCAACCGCGCUAUCAAGAAGCUCCGUCAAGUUGGUAGCGUACCAGAAAACUCGGAUGGUACCGAUCUCCCACCAAUCAAAACCAUCGAACUCAACCACGUUGUUGAUGUCUUAGUUGCCGCUCUCAAGAACACUGGUGACUCUCUCGCCAAGGCUGACGACUGCUUCGUCGCAUACAUUGCCCGUCUCGGCCAAGAGCUUUCAAAUGCUCGCUGCGGUGAGGAAACUGAGUGGACUUCUGCUCUCGUCCAGCUCAUCUCUCUCCAACUCAACGCUGUCGACCCAGCCUCUGUCAACUCACAAGCAAAGGCCGUCGUCAAGGAGUUGCUCGAAAAGACCUCCGCUGACGAUGCCGAGGUUGAGCACGUCUUCCCUGACGAAGAGGAGGGUGAAGAUCUCUGUAACUGUACCUUCUCAUUGGCUUACGGUGCUAAGAUUCUUCUCAACACCGCCACCCUUCGUCUUAAGAGAGGUCACAGAUACGGUCUCCUUGGUCGUAACGGUACCGGUAAAUCCACUCUCAUGAGAGCCAUUGUAAAUGGUCAAGUUGAAGGUUUCCCAUCACCAGACGAAGUCCGUACCUUCUACGUCGAGCACGACAUUGACGGUAGCGAGGAAGACACCACUGUUGUCCAAUUCGUCCAAGCUGACAAGCGUAUUGAGGCUGACGAAGCUGAGAUCAGACAAGGUUUGGCCACUGUCGGUUUCAGUGAGGAGCGCCAAGACGAGUCCAUCGGCUCUCUCUCUGGUGGAUGGAAGAUGAAGCUUGCCUUGGCCAGAGCCAUCCUCUUCAAGGCCGACAUCUUGUUGCUCGAUGAGCCAACCAACCACUUGGAUGUGUUGAACGUGCAAUGGAUCAUUGACUACCUUACCUCCCUCACCCACUGUACCUCCAUCAUUGUGUCCCACGACUCGGAGUUCCUCAACAAGACCAUCACCGACGUCAUCUACUUGAGCAAGUUCAAGAUCAAGCGUUACCCAGGUAACCUCGAGAACUUUGCUAAACUCGUCCCAGAGGCCAAGUCCUUCUUCGAGAUUGCCGCUAGCGAGGAGUACAAGUUCAUUCUCCCAGAGCCACCAAUGUUGGAGGGUGUCAAGACCAAGGAGAAGUCGCUGCUCAAGAUGCGUAAGGUGAACUUCCAGUACCCUACCGCCAAGGUGCAACAGCUGUUUGACAUAACGCUGCAAGUAUCCCUCUCGUCACGUGUUGCCGUCCUCGGACCAAACGGAGCGGGUAAAUCGACGCUCGUCAAGCUGCUCAUCGGUGACAUUGAGCCAAACAUUAGCGGUGAGGUAUGGAAGCACCCUAACCUGGUUAUCGGAUAUGUCGCCCAGCACGCCUUCCACCACAUCGACAACCACCUCGACAAGACCCCACUCGAGUACAUGCUCUGGAGAUACCAGACAGGUGAGGAUCUCGAGGAGAUGAUGAAGGAGACGCGCCAAAUCACCGAGGAGGAGGCUGAGAAGAUGAAGAACGGCUCUGUCGUCAUCAUCGAAGGCCAGAAGCGCUACAUUGAGGAGAUUGUCGGCCGUAAGAAGCUCAAGCAAUCUUACGAGUACGAGUGUGGCUUCAAGGGCAUGUCCUCUGCUGACAACAUGUGGUUCUCUCGCGACGAGCUCGUCAAGAGAGGUUUCGAGAAGAAGGUCAUGGAGGUUGACACCCGUGAGGCCCAGAGACUCGGUAUGAUGAGACCACUUGUGCGUAAGGAGAUCGAGAAGCACUUUGAGGACUUUGGUCUCGAGUCAGAGUUCACCACCCACAACACCAUGAGAGGUCUCUCUGGUGGACAAAAGGUCAAGGUUGUUCUCGGUGCUGCCACCUGGAGAAAGCCACACGUAAUCUGUUUGGAUGAGCCAACAAACUAUCUCGACAGAGAGUCACUCGCAGCACUCAUUGAAGCCCUCAAGGUCUUCGGUGGUGGUGUUUUGAUCAUCACUCACAACAGAGAAUUCUCCGAAUCGAUCUGUUCCGAAGUUUGGGCAAUGAGAGACGGUUACUUGGAAGCAUCAGGUCAUAAUUGGGCAAGUCAAGGUAAGACCAAGAUUGAGAAGAAGGACGAUGAAGAAGACAAGUUUGAUGCCCUUGGUAACAAGAUCGUCAGCGAAAAGAAACAGGCCAGAUUGAACGCCUCUGAGCUCAGAAAGAAGAAGAAGGAACGUAUGGCGCUCAAGAAGAAGGGUAUUGACGUCGACGACAUGGAAGAGUUCGAUGACAUCUAG